This is a messenger RNA of Exserohilum turcica Et28A, 1416 nucleotides long. RefSeq lists its product as uncharacterized. Lineage: Eukaryota; Fungi; Ascomycota; Dothideomycetes; Pleosporales; Pleosporaceae. The transcript has 3 exons. The record is from RefSeq and is a predicted model, not a curated record. Gene Ontology annotation, biological process: regulation of DNA-templated transcription. Gene Ontology annotation, molecular function: DNA-binding transcription factor activity, RNA polymerase II-specific; zinc ion binding. The coding region runs from base 125 to 1036 and encodes 303 amino acids.
UCUCGCUCUCUCUGCCUCCCUCCCACACUGUCCCACACACACCCAUCCAUAUAUAUACACAUAUACAUCCAUAUACACAUCCAUAUACACAUCCAUAUACACAUCCAUACCCUCCCCCCACUCCAUGUCGCCGCGUCGAUCAGACUCAAUGGAGGCCCAAGACAACAUCCGCAAGCGAGUCUGCAAGGCCUGCGACCGCUGCCGUCUAAAAAAGUCAAAGUGCGACGGAGCAAGCCCUUGCAGCCGCUGUAAGGCUGACAAUGCAAUCUGCGUCUUCGGAGAGCGAAAGAAGUCGCAAGACAAGGUCUAUCCCAAAGGAUAUGUCGAGAUGCUUGAGCAGCAGCAGGGCCAGCUCGUAGCCGGUCUCCGCGAACUCUACAGCCGUCUUCAGCGCGGCGAGAGCUGGCCAGGACAGCCUCUGCAGGAAACAGCCGCCGGCCACCCGCUUACCCACGACAUUCUCGAGCGUCUGGAUCUUCUGCACGCUUCCACCGACAGCCCCAACCACUACGACGGAUUCGAGGAGGACUGCAGCCGCAUGCAGCAGAGGCUAAUCGAGGGCGGCGCGCCAUUCACCCGCCGACGGGCCUCGGUCAGCUCCGAAUCAGACCACGGCCAUGUUUCGUCCAAUUCGUCGUACAACGGAACACCCACCACCAGGACCUUUGCCUACGAAAGCCCAUUUGCCCGCAACAACGCCCCGCCCACCCCGCCCAUGAACAGCCCAUUUCCACGCCAGUCGCAAGUCGUCGAGCCCGUCAAGCAGGAGCCCGUCAUGGCCUCGCCACCAUUCAUGCCCACCUCCGUCAUGGACCCCUCCGCCCUGUCGCGAACCCCCUGGAUCAACGACGCCAUCAUCAUGGACGACACAAUAGACUUCAAGCCCAUGUACGCAUUCGACAGCUAUGGCGCCUACGACCAGAACAUGAUGGUCGACACGGCCGCAAUCACCCCAAACGACCCCAUGAUGCCAGACUGGAAUACCCAUAACGAGCUCGACUUCAACAACUUCAUCCAGAAUCCCGUCGGUGCAUGACAACAUCCUUUGCGCUCCUCGUUGUUUGCCUCUCCAUGUUUUUUAGCGUUCAAGCGUUCUGGGAUACCAUCCAUUCAUUCACACGGCGUUUGGGCUGGCCACGGCUAUUGGCCAUGGGUUAUCGGCGUUCAAUUCGGUUGGUGCUGACCAACCAUUCCCUGGGGGAAAAAAUAAAAUAAAAGAGGAAAUUUCCCACCCUGUACAACCAUUGUCUCGACGCUUCACUAUGACGUGCAUUGCUGUGCCGGGCACAGUUGCAAACGCGACCCCCGCACAUUGGCACUUGUUUUCUGGUUAAUGAGCAUGAGAAUGGCGGCCGAGGGGAGGAGCACUAACUGGUUCUGUACAUGAUGCUGUAAAUAUUAAUCACCAUUUUUUUU